GCGGGGCCUCACAAUCGCCCCUUACUUUUUCCACCGCAAUAACGCGCCCCUCGAUGCCACCCCCAAACCAACACUACCGUAGCCCUCCCCUAAAAACCCAAAUUCCAGGUUCAACGGGUCUCACAGACACAGGGAAACACUGGUAUGGGGGGGUAUGGGAUUGGAUGAACAGUCUGUACAGCAAAAGAUCCAGUGGUAGGGGCCCAAUUCAGGUUGUCAGUCUGUCCCUGGCCACGAGCUGGAUCGCAGGUCUCUCGAGGUUUUGUCAUGUGCAAUUGUGAAUCGAUAAUAAUUACCGGUGUUAAUUAGGUCAUGAAGGGCCAUAACAUGGAGUGAAACAUAAUGUUGAGGGAAAAUUAAAUUCGGGAAAUAUUACAGUCGAGGUAAUAAAAUAUUACUGGAGCUGCGCUGAGUGCGAUUAUCAGGGGGAAAGUACCGGUAAAUAGUGCGACAAGGGGACAUAAAUAGUAAUGGAGUAACUUGGGAUAAUAGUUGACAGUGAGGAGGAGACGCCGAAGGAGGAGGGGAUUAAUUUAUUAAUUAUAUUGACGAUUGAUUUGAAUGAUCAAGAGCUUGGAAAUAAAAAUGAAGACUGAAAUACAGAGUUGUCUUGACGUACCAAAUCUCCUUGCCUGUCAGACCAACAACUCCAGCGGUCCCAAGACGUUGGAGGAAGCCGGGAUAAACAGCAAUGAAAGGGUUGAAAUGGACUGCAGCGGCUGCGGGGAGAGCAUAAGGGAGCGAACUGUCCUCUGUGUUGGCAGUAACAGUUGGCAUUCGCGGUGUCUAAAAUGCUUCACGUGUGCUAGACCCCUGGAUGAUCAGCAAUCCUGCUUUCUCAAGGAGAUGAGAGUCUACUGCAAGGCAGACUAUGCGCUAACCUUUGGGGCAAAAUGUUCGAAGUGCGAACGAAGUAUUGGAACCGGAGACUGGGUGAGACGCGCGAAAGAUCGUGUUUACCACUUGGCCUGUUUCGCCUGCGAUUCCUGCUCUCGUCAGCUGUCAACGGGUGAACAAUUCGCUCUUCUAGAGUCAAGAUUAUUAUGUAAAAUUCAUUACCUGGAUGUGGUGGAGGGGAACAACACCUCGUCGUCCGAGGACUGCGACUCCGAGAACGGGGGUAAGAGCAGCAAAACGAAAAGAGUCAGGACGACGUUCACGGAGGAGCAGCUCUCGGUAUUGCAGGCUAAUUUUCAAUUGGAUAGCAAUCCUGAUGGGCAGGAUUUGGAGAGGAUAGCCCAUGUCACGGGGUUGAGCAAGAGAGUCACACAAGUUUGGUUCCAGAACUCGAGAGCGAGACAGAAAAAACACAGUGGAAAAAUCAAAUCUGUCCACCACUCCCCCCUCCACCACCACCCGGGCGACCUAUACCCCGGUAACCUGGUGAACAGUUACUUCGGUAGUUACCAAGGUGGUAGUGCUGGCAGCGAGAGCCCAGGGAGUCCCAUGACGCCAUUGACACCUCUAACUCCGAUAGCCCCUACGACACCGACCCACCUCCAGCAGCCCCAGUUCUGUCACCAAGGGGGAUAAUUUAUGGGCCUCAUGGGGAAAACUCCAGUGAUAUUAUUGUACAUUUCUCAAGGAUUUCUCCUCAGGCCUUUCAAAAAUUCAUUCUUUCGCAGGUAUAGUUUCUCGUGACUAACAAAACAUCACCCCGAGAAACUAAUCUAAUUCUUCAGGGGUUUUUCGUGUAAAUAUAUCGCUUUCCAAGCCGGUUCAGUAUAAAUAUCUAGUGAAUUAAAUUCCCAGUCGUCAAUAUCUCGUCACCGACGUCGAUAUAAAACAAGAAAAGUUUAUUGUAAUAUCGAUUAACCUGCCAGAGAAACGAAUUCUCUCAUUCGGUGGUCGACCCGCAUCGAUAUUCAUUACAUAAUUAAAAAGUUAUAUUGUUAUAAAUAAAUGCACUCACUCAUUGUGUUAUUUGUGUGCAAAUUGUCGGAAAAAUAAUGAAUAAUGCGGGAUUAAUCUGCACAAGAGUUUUUCGUCUAAAUAUGCGUUUCAAACCGGUUUUGUACGAACGCGUAGAAUUUAAUUUACCCAGUCUUCGAGAUAUCGUGAUAAAUUAUGUAAAUACUAUCGUAAUUGCGAAAAACGUAUCGUAGUAUCAAUUAAAUUGACAGAAGACGAACGCUUGUAUUUGUCAAUAUUUUCUCGUCCUUCGAUAUCACUUGUCACCACAAUAUUUACAGUUACGAAAAACAAAAUCGUACUGUUGUGAAUAAAUGUUAUUACAGCAAUUGUUAAUAUUCACCUUUACGUUAUUUUUGUACAAAUUACCUACUGAAUAAAAUCGAUAAC
This is a messenger RNA of Diachasmimorpha longicaudata, 2301 nucleotides long. RefSeq names its product LIM/homeobox protein Awh-like. The transcript is spliced from 4 exons. Bases 562 to 1533 code for a protein of 323 amino acids. Gene Ontology annotation, cellular component: nucleus. Lineage: Eukaryota; Metazoa; Arthropoda; Insecta; Hymenoptera; Braconidae. Gene Ontology annotation, biological process: neuron differentiation; regulation of transcription by RNA polymerase II. The record is from RefSeq and is a predicted model, not a curated record. Gene Ontology annotation, molecular function: DNA-binding transcription factor activity, RNA polymerase II-specific; RNA polymerase II transcription regulatory region sequence-specific DNA binding.